AGAGGGAGGGCGGUUUGUUUUCGAGCAUGGUCGAGGCUGAGUGUGAAACUGAUAGUCAGACGGAGGAGUUCCGCACAGUUGGGAGAUAGCAGUGAUUUGUUUCAGCUUGUCCUCUGGAGAGGCGACAAGGGAGGCGCUGGUAUCGAUGUCCGGAUCAGCUGAGUCAAAGCGGCUCGGUUUCUGAUCGAAGGGCUGUGUUUAUUACCUCAACCCCAACCCCCCCCCCCCCCCCGCCAUUACGGGAGAGCGGCCAUGGGGGUGAAGCUGAGGGAUUUCGGCAUCGUCCUGGUCGGUGAGGAGCUCGGCGGUUACUCGAGCGGGGACCUGGUGUCCGGCCGGGUGCUGCUGGAGCCCAGCGAGGGCCUGGCGGCCACGGCCCUGCGGCUGGAAGCCCGAGGCUGCGCCCGCGUCAACUGGAUCGACAAGGCGGUGGCGGCUGGCCCGGGCUCGGCGGCGGUGCCCAGCAGGUACCGGGAGGAGGUGGUUUACCUGCAGCAUCGGCAAACCCUGCGGGAGGCGCCAGGUAAUCAAGGGUACUUCAUAUUGCAACCAGGAAAACAUGAAUUCCCAUUCAGCUUUCAACUACCACAGGGGCCUUUGGUUACAUCCUUCAAGGGGAAACAUGGUAGUGUUAAAUACUGGGUAACAGCAAUAUUGGAGCGGCCAUGUGUCCCAAACCAAAUUGUGAAAAGAGAAUUCUCUGUGACAAGUCAAAUUGAUGUUAAUGCACCAAAUUUUCUGUCUUCAGUGUCAAAAAGUAAAGAGAAGACAAUUGGUUGUUGGUUUUUUACCUCUGGACCAAUAUCCCUAAGUGCCAGUAUUGAAAGAAGUGGAUUCUGUAAUGGUGAAGCAAUCCCAAUCUAUGCAGAGUUUGAGAAUUGUUCUUCACGCCUUAUUAUGCCAAAAGCUGCAAUUUUUCAAACACAGACUUAUCUUGCAAAUGAGAAAACAAAGACCUUUCGACAAGUGAUCGCAAAUGUUCGUGGAAACCAUGUUGCAUCUGGUAGUACAGAGUCAUGGAAUGGGAAAGCUCUUAAAAUUCCACCAGUUACUCCAUCCAUCCUGGAUUGCCGUAUCAUCAGAGUGGAAUAUUCUUUAGCUGUCUAUGUACACAUUCCAGGUUCUAAAAAACUGAUGCUUGAGCUUCCCAUAGUUAUCGGCACCAUCCCAUACAGUAGCUUUGGAAGCAGAACAUCAAGUAUGUGUAGCCAGUUCAGUAUGGACAUGAGUUGGCUUCAACUUGCCCUGCCAGAACAGCCUGAAGCUCCGCCCAACUAUGCGGAUGUUGUACCUGAGGAAGACCUUGCCAGGCAAUUUCCAUCCCUCCCGCAGGCCGAUCAUUUGGAGCAUGAAUUUGGGAGCCCAAUGUUUGCUUACAUUCAGGAGUUCAGAUUUCAGCCACCACCAAUUUAUUCAGAGGUUGACCCAUACCCUUCCUUCGCAGAAGAGAUGCAACGAGAAGUAUCAUUUGAAAUUUGACAGUUUUAUAUCUUUUACAUUCGUUCAUCUUUUGGUUGGUUUAAAACUAACCAUUGAAGAAGUACAGAGCAUCUUCAGCAUUGCAAAAAUAUUUGAAAGGAAAUGAAUGGUGGCCUGUGGUGGGCUGAUCGAUAGUAGACUGAAUUGCAUAAGAGAAUUCUGUUUGGGAAACGAAGGGGCUGAAAGUGGUUGACAUAUUUGCAAGAAGUGUAAGUGUAAAACUUGCACCAAAUAUUGGAAGUAAAUGCAAAGCUUAGUCAACCAAAACACUACAGAGCAAUAAAAACCCCUCCACUCUAAAAUGAGUCCCUGACAGAACCCAAGCUUUCUUUUCAUUAAGCAACAAUUUAUGCUGAAUGGAAGGGGAUAUUCUUGCAAUCACUGGUACAGUAAUAACUAUUAAUGUGAGGAAGGGUUUACUGCCACUAAAUGACCACUAUGUCAGUUAAAGGGACAGAAAGCAGUCUGGACUAUUCAAGACAGUUUGUUGGGAAAGCUGAAGAUUAAUGUUUACAUUUGUUUUUCUGUGUCCUCUUAAAACACUCGUACAAUGUUGCCUUUUACAAAGGGUGUUUUUCCAGUUCUCAAAAUUACUGUCAAUACUUUUUUAAUGUCGAGCAAAAGUAAUCACCAUAUCUGUAUUUGUAAAGUAACCAAAGAGUACGAUCUUGGGCCUUUUUCAGUUAUGAGUUUGCACUCCUGUAUCUUAAAGGAAAUACUGUGUAUAAUUAUCCAUCUUUUAUUAUCUUUACAAAUAGUUGUAAAUUGCAAUUUUUGAGUGCAAAAAAAUUUGUCUAAAUUCUGUCCCAGUACAGGGAAGUGGGAGUUAUUGAUUGAAUGGUUAGAGGGAUCGAGGAGGUACUCAGGAUGGUUAUGUAUGAUGUUAAGUCGUUCAUUACAAAGGACUAUCGAGUGUGCGGCUGUGUUUUUGCCAUGUUUUCUAUAAAGGUGUUUGCAUAUUGGUAUUUGCAAGAAUGUUCUUUUGGCUACAUAAGAAUUAUUGGGUGAUGACAAAGUACUUAAAAGGGCUGUCAUUGAAAUAUAGGGCGAAAUGCCAAUGUUACAUUUAAAGUGUCCCCCUAAAUUAAUAGUAUGCAACUUUUUUUAAUAGAAAAGCCAAAAACUGAAACCUUGCUGACCUUUUUUUCAUUUAAUAUGAUCUGAAUUACAGUACUACACUUGCUAUAUUAGUGGCUGAGAAACAGAAGACUUAAUUUGGUUGUUAAAACUUCACGUAUGAAUGUUAUUUUACAAUUGAGACUCUUUUCUUUGAGGGAAGGCACUUGUGUGAAUGAUAAACUUGCAUUUGAGCAUCUAUGAAAUGCGUAAUUGCAUCUCGUAGGAAUGCUUUUAGUGAGAAUUAUUUUACUGUUUGCUACUUUAUCUCUGUCUUGUACUGCUGAUUUCUGUUCUUAACUCCAAUUUGAUUUCUGAUUUGUAUGUUUAAUGGUGCAAUAUUGUGUUUCUCAGGGCUUUGGUGCAAUGCAUUCUUGGUUUCCACUUCCAGCAAUAAACUAAGUUUUCAAGUUGGUGAAAAAUCUCCUUCCUGACUUGCUAGACUUAAAACUUCAUGGGUGAUGGUCAGUCAUACCACUGUCAGGAGGUGAAACCUCUUCAGUCAGUUGGACAAGUCAAUAUUUUCAUAGCAUCAGUGCAAGUUGUCUUUUGCACCUUGAAUCUGCUUAUCAAGAUAUCUUUUUCAAUUUCUCAAUCCUGUUUGAAAAUAUUGGAGCCAAUUUUGAACUGGAUGUUCUUGAAGUUAGGAUUAGAAUUUUUCAAUCUUCAUGUAUAAAUGUGAAAUGAAAUGUCUUAAGCAAAUUGAAAUAAAACUGAGCAAUGCACUUGGGCUUUAGAAAGUUAAAACUUUGACAUUUUUUUGAACGGAAUUGUAUAUAGAAUCAAACUUUGUAAUUUCAUAGCAUUGUUCAUGCCCCAUGUAGCUUGUAUGUCACUAAUUGGCAGUCUGUUUUGGCAAAUGUGACCUUUCGUGUCAACUGGCAACUAAUAAGGAAGAUGAGCAUUUUAAGUGGAAUAAAAAGCAUAAGCACAAAUAUGAGUAUUACUUGAAUGUGCAAUUAUAACUUUUUAUAAUAAGCUAAAUGUGCAUUAUUCAACUUGCCAUUAAAACUGUGAUUUUUUUCAACUUUUUACUUUAUAAUGUAAAGAGCAGUGUGUAUUAUUAUUGUAUUAUUUAAAUCUUUU
Hemiscyllium ocellatum (epaulette shark) is the source of this 3681-nucleotide messenger RNA. Its product is annotated as arrestin domain-containing protein 4-like. The coding region runs from base 253 to 1479 and encodes 408 amino acids. Gene Ontology annotation, molecular function: ubiquitin-like ligase-substrate adaptor activity. The record is from RefSeq and is a predicted model, not a curated record. Gene Ontology annotation, cellular component: plasma membrane; cytoplasm. The transcript has 8 exons. Gene Ontology annotation, biological process: protein transport. NCBI's taxonomy places the organism in Eukaryota, Metazoa, Chordata, Chondrichthyes, Orectolobiformes, Hemiscylliidae.